Messenger RNA from Cynara cardunculus var. scolymus (artichoke), 1464 nucleotides. RefSeq lists its product as uncharacterized. The transcript has 8 exons. NCBI's taxonomy places the organism in Eukaryota, Viridiplantae, Streptophyta, Magnoliopsida, Asterales, Asteraceae. The coding region runs from base 1 to 1464 and encodes 487 amino acids. Gene Ontology annotation, molecular function: nucleic acid binding. The record is from RefSeq and is a predicted model, not a curated record. Gene Ontology annotation, biological process: DNA integration.
AUGGCUUCCUCCGCAUCACACGAGUCCAAUGACAAUGAUAGUCGUGUUCAAUCCACCGGUGCCGACAGCCGAGCAAUAGUAUUUCUCCCAAUGAAGCCCAACAAUCAUGCCAUUGAGCUUCGAACCACCCUGUUCGAUGACAGGACGCCAUAUCGUCUGGCUCCGGUUGAAAUGAAAGAAAUGAAGAAUCAACUGCAAGAACCUCUCGAUAAAGGUUUUAUCCGACCGAGCACUUCACCUUGGGGUGUUCCAGUACUAUUUGUCAAGGAGAAAGAUGGUUCAAUGCGUAUGUGCAUCGAUUACCGUGAGUUAAACAAAGUAACGAUCAAGAACAAAUAUCCACUUCCACGUAUCGAUGAUUUGUUCGACCAAUUGCAAGCGUUCAUGGAUAUGAUGAAUCGCAUGUGCCGGCCAAUGUUGGACAAAUCUGUGAUCGUGUUUAUAAACGAUAUUCUUGUGCAAUUCCUAGGUCAUACGAUUUCUUGUGACGGUGUGUCGGUUGACCCGUCCAAAGUUGAAGCUGUAAAGAAUUGGGAGCAACCUAAGAAUGCAUCUAAGAUUCGUAGUUUUCUUGGACUCACGGAUGCUCUUGUUCUAGCUUUACAAGAAGGUAGUGACGACUUGGUAGUUUACAGCGAUGCUUCUAAACUGGGUCUCGGUUGUGUUCUUAUGCAGCGAGGUAAAGCUAAUGUUGUUGCAGAUGCUUUAAGCCGGAAGACGUAUGCAAACUCCAUGUGUUAUGCUAUUACACAUACGUCCGUGACAUCCACACUAAUUGACAACAUACGAAAAUGGCAAGUAGAGGCUUUAAAGCCUGAUUGUGUGAAACCAGAGCGUAUAGUUGGUUAUGUUUUGUAUCUGACAGAUGAUAGUCGAGGACUUAAAGUCUUCAAGGAACGUGUUUGGAUUCGAAAACUCGGUGGUAUUCGGGAAUUGGUAUUAUCUGAAGCACAUAAGUCACGGAUGUUAAAGCUGAACACCAAAAACGUUAUGGUAGCCUUUAACCUCUCGAUAUACCGGUGUGGAAAUGGGAGGAACUUACAAUGGAUUUCGUUACAAAGCUACCGAAGACGUCUCGCACAAAUUUAUAUCGACGAGAUUAUUGCACGACAUGGUGUUCCUUUGAAGGUAAUUUAUGAUCGAGAUUCUCGAUUUACUUCGAAAUUUUGGGCCAGUUUACAACGAGAACUAGGGACACGCGUGGCAUUGAGCACAGCCUAUCAUCCCCAAACUGAUGGCCAGUCCGAACGCACGAUACAGACGUUAGAAGAUAUGUUGCGUGCGUGUAUCCUUGAGUUUGGUGGUAGUUGGGAUAUGUAUCUACCAUUGGUUGGAUUUUCGUACAACAACAGCUAUCACUCGACUAUCGGUAUGGCGCCUUUUGAGGCUUUAUAUGGUCGUAAAUGUCGAACUCACUAUGUUGGCGUGAGACGGGUGAGAAAGUGCUUGCUGGACCCGAAAUGA